GACUGGAUGAGACAGAGACCACACCCAAACACUUAUCUUUAGAGCACCACCUCGGCAAUGGCCGCCGCUUUCUCCUCCUCCUCCUCCUCCUCGUCGCCGUCCACCGCGGCAUCCGCCCACCACCCCUUCCCUUUCCCGGCCGCUCCAAGCCCGCCCAUAGCCCACCGCCUCCGCCUCGGCAUCCGCCUGGCCGCCUCCUCCAGGUGGGUGAGCCGCGGCAGGGCGCCGCCGGAGCGCGGCGCCGGCGCGGGCAACUCCAUAUGGGUCAACCCGGCCGCCCCGUCCCGGCCCGGCCAGGCCGGCCAGAAGCUGCGCCGCCUGGUCCAGCUCGGGGACCUCGACUCCGCGCUCCGCCUCCUCGGCGCCUCCUCCCCCGACGCGCCGGCCGUCGUCGCCUGCAACAUCCUCAUCAAGAAGCUCUGCGCGCAGCGCCGCCUCGCCGACGCGGAGCGCGUGCUCGACGCGCUCAAGGCGGCCGGCGCGGCGGACCCCGUCUCCCACAACACCCUCGUCGCCGGCUACUGCCGCGACGGCCGGCUGGCGGACGCCGAGCGCGCCCUCGCCGCGGCGGCCCGCUCCGGGGCCGCCAACGUCGUCACCUACACCACGCUCAUCAACGGCUACUGCCGCUCCGGCAGGCUCGCCGACGCGCUCGCCCUCAUCGCCUCCAUGCCCGUCGCGCCGGACACCUACACCUACAACACCGUGCUCAUGGGCCUCUGCGGCGCCCGCCAGUGGGAGGACGCCGAGGAGCUCAUGGCCGAGAUGGUCAGCAACCAUUGCCCCCCGAACGAGGUGACGUUCGCCACGCAGAUCCGCGCUUUCUGCCAGAACGGGCUGCUCGACCGCGCCCUUCAGCUGCUCGACCGAAUGCCCGGGUAUGGAUGCACGCCUGACGUUGUCAUCUACAGCACCCUGGUGAAUGGGUUCUCGGAGCAAGGGCGUGUGGACGACGCCAUCGAGCUGCUCAACGGCAUGCUCUGCAAGCCCAACACUGUUUGUUACAAUGCCGCGCUGAAAGGUUUGUGCAUCGCUCAGCGUUGGGAGGAUGUCGGAGAGCUCAUUGUUGCAAUGGUUAGGAAAGAUUGCCUGCCAAAUGAAGCGACAUUCAGCAUGCUAACCAGUUGCUUGUGCCAGAAUGGGCUAGUUGACUGUGCAAUGGAAGUCCUCGAGCAGAUGCACAAGUAUGGAUGCAGACCCGAUGUUGUCAUUUACAACACGCUGAUCUAUUCCUUUUCGGAACAAGGGCGUGUGGAGGACGCGCUCAAGUUACUAAACAGCAUGCCGUGCAGUCCUGACGUCAUUAGCUUUAAUGCCGCGUUGAAGGGUUUAUGCAGAGCUGAGCGGUGGGAUGAUGCCGAGGAGCUUAUAGGGCAGAUGCUUAGGGAGGAUUGUCCCCUAAUUGAAAUGACUUUCAAUAUACUCAUUGAUUCGUUGUGCCAGAGUGGCCGCGUAAACUACGCAAUUGAAGUGUUUGAGCAAAUGCCAAACUUUGGAUGUACACCUGAUAUUGUCACAUACAGUAGCCUUAUUAAUGGUCUUUCUGAACAAGGGCUUGUGGAAUCGGCCAUUGAGUUGUUUCAGAGCAUGCCAUGUAAGCCAGAUAUCUUUGGCUACAAUGCUGUGCUGAAGGGUUUGUGCAGAGCUGCGCGAUGGGAGGAUGCUGGGGAGCUUAUAUCUAAGAUGGCUAGAAAGGAUUGCCCCCCAAAUGAAAUCACAUUCAAUAUACUAAUUAAUUCCCUGUGCCAAAAAAGGCUUGUUGAUCGUGCAAUUGAGGUGUUCGAGCAAAUGCCAAAGUACGGAAGUACACCUGAUAUUUUCACAUACAAUGCCCUUAUCAAUGGCUUUUCUGAACAAGGCCGUCUGGAUGAUGCCCGCAAGAUAUUAAGCACUAUGUCAUGCAAGCCCGAUGCCGUUUCCUAUAAUUCUGCAUUGAAGGGUUUAUGUAGAGCUGAACGAUGGAAGGAAGCAGAGGAAGUUGUGGCUGAGAUGCUUAGAAAGAAGUGCCCUCCAAAUGAAGUAACAUUCAAGUAUGCUAAUCGAUUAUUUGUACCAAACAGGGUAACUUGAGUCAACCUUUUGAAUCUCUUCACAAAAUGCCAAUUAUGAAGUUAUGCUUUGCCAUAUACACUGCCCCUGCCAAAGGUGAUUUUGUAAGCAAGAGCCUGAAGGAUGCCCUGAGUUAUGAAUCAGUGCACUUGUGCAUGCCUGCCACGGUCUGCUCUUGUGCUCCAUCAAAGGAUUUGUGUACACAUGAGCAACAGGAUAAUGCCAGAGUUUCUGGUUGAGCUCAGUAACGAGAGGAUAGUCCAAAUAAGGCCUCUUUUGGUUAGGCCGGGAUCAUGGCCCAUUCCAUGCUAGCGACAGAAAAGUGCGGGGUAGGCAACCGGAUGCGACGGGGCCACGACGGAGGCCUACAUCUCUCUGUCAAACUUCCAUUUCUCCUCUUCCCGCAACUUGCACAACCGAACUGAGAAGACUGUGCUGCCACCUACUUCUCUCCGGCCAUGACGACAAUGAUGACUUUGUUCUCUCCUGUAAGGCUCUUCUCAUCUGUUUGAUUCACAUACUUCUGAGUAAUUUUGAAAAUCCAUGGUUUCAUUCAUAUCUGGGUGAUUCUGUUUACGUACCUUUUCCAUGGGAAUUCUGGAUGAUGUGUAUGUGUUACAAUCCAAAUAGCUGCUCGGUCAGCUUCUGAAGAUGGGAAGUUCAGAGUUCAAGCAAACAAAGUGCUGCGCUACAGGGUUUGUGCAGAGCUGCGCGAUGGGAGGAAGCAGAUAUCUAAGAUGGCUAGAAUGGAUUGUCCCCCAAUGAAGUCACAUCAAUAUAUUACUAAUCAAUUCCUUGUGCCAAAAAGGACUUGUCGAUCGUGCAAUCGAGGUGUUCGAGCAAAUGCCAAAGUAUGGAAGUACACCUAAUAUUUUCACAUACAAUGCCCUUAUCAAUGGCUUUUCUGAACAAGGCCGUACGGAUGAUACCCGCAAGUUAUUAAGCACUAUAUCGUGCAAGCCUGGUGCCGUUUCCUGUAAUUCUACAUUGAAGGGUUCAUGUAGAGCUGAACGAUGGAAGGAGAAGCAGAGGAUGUUGUGGCUGAGAUGCUUAGAAAGAAGUGCCCUCUAAAGGAAGUAACAUUCAAUUAUGCUAAUCAAUUGUUACCGAACAGGUUAACUUGAGUCAACCUUUGAAAUUUCUUUAAGACAAUGCCAAUAAUAUGAAGUUAUGCUUGGUCAAUCUACAUUGCCCCUGUGUAAGGUGCUUUUGUAAGCUAGAGUCUGAAGGAUGCCCAAUCAGUGCACUUGUGCAGGCCUGCCACAGUCCGCUCUUAUGCUUCAUCAAAGGAUUUGUGUAGAAAUGAUCAACAUGUAAAUGCCGGAGUUUCUUGUUGAGAUCAGCGUUGAGAGGGUAAUCCAAAUAAGGUCUCUUUUGGUUAGGCUGGUUAUAGCCAGGAUCAUGGCCUGAUCCAUGCCAGUGACAGAAAAUGUGAUGUAGGCAACUCCGCAACUGGAGGCGACGGGGGCAGAAUCGACAGAGCCUACACCUCUCUGGCAAAAUUUUAAUUUCUCCUCUUCCCACAACUUGCACAACUGAAGUGAGAUGACUGCCGUCACCUACUUCUCACCGCACAUGACCUCCGGUGGCAACGACAACGGUGGCUUGGUUCUCUCCUAUAUUGCAACUACUACUAGUCGGAGGCAGCUUCUUGAUUAAGGAAUGUACUAUAUUUUGUUGUAAGGAGAAAAGUCAGUUGCAACAAAGAAUUAUUUGAUUUUCUGUCAGUUACCAAGUGAUCUCAGAUGUUUUGUUCUGUCUGAAAUGGUUGAAAAAAAUUAAAAAGCAUUGUAAUCCAUGGUUUCCUUCAUAUCUGGGUAAUUCUUCUCAUGCGCCAUCUCCACGGGAAUUCUGGAUCUGUAUGUGUUACAAUCCAAAUACCUGCUUGGUCAGCUUCUGAAGAUGGGAAGUUCAGAGUUCAAGCAAACAAAGUGGAUCUUGUUUCCAUGGCCUAAACAUGCCAGCUCCGACCGUUGAGGCUUUAACCAGUAAUUUGCAAGAGUGCCCACCAAGGAAAACACCUUAUUAAAUACAGGUAUGUCACAGCUAAAUGUUAGGUUAGCGAUCCAUUAAGUAAUGGCAUGGGCGUGCAACUGUGCCAAGAUCCACCGUCAGACUAAACCACAUUUUUUUGAGUGGUUCUUGCUGCCAAUUGCUGGAACAUGAUAAUGUGAUGACUCAUCUCAAGGACGGUAGGCACAGAAAACAAUGUACUAAACAUGAGAAGACUUUAGUGCUGCGAUCUCUAUGCGUCUGCCAGAUCUUGAGGCAUAGCAGAUAGCAUGUGGGAGAUGUACUGGCAUGAUUCUUCAUGUCUACCAAUCAGAUACCACAACACAGCUGUACACAUCUUCUGUAUAAAUAGGUGGCAGCAGAAUGGGUAGAUACAUCAAACAAGAAGCUCUUAUUUUCUGCUUCUCCUCCUCUCAUUAACCACUAGACAGCGAAAAGCUUCAAGCUCAGAUAUGGCUUUCCACCAAAGAUCGAUUAGUUUGCCUUCUAGGCCUCACGUCAGUGAGACUGAAGUCGAGGAAGAGCUCCACCUCCUAGAAGCAAGCAUCUCUUCCUCCAGUUCCAUCAGCACGAUGUGCGAUGGUCUCAGGAGUCUUGCAAACAUCUACGAUGGUCUUGAAGAGAUUAUUUGCCUACCAAGCAACCAAGUUUGCUCCUACCAGCAGAGGAAGAUGUUGGAUGGAGAGAUGGGAUGCUCUGUUGAGCUGUUAGAUCUCUGCAGCAACAUGCAAGAGACCUUCGCCGAGAUGGUGGUCAUCAUCCAAGAGUUGCAAGCAGCUCUAAGGAAAAGAGAUGAUGCAGCUGCUCAAGCCAAGAUCCAGUGUUUUACUCGCUUGGCGAAGAAGGCCAGGAAACAUUUCAAGAAGUCUGCCAAGAAACCUGCAUUCGACAAGAUGGUCAUGCUAUUGACCAAGGCAAGAGAGAUCAGCAUCUCUCUGUUGGAGUCCACACUCCAUCUCUUGUUGAAGCAAAUUGAAGUGCCAAAGCCGUCUCUUGUCUGCAAGGCAUUUUACAAGAAGAAGGCAACUGUCCGCAAGGAGGAGCAAUUGCAGGAGUUAGAGUGCAGUAUCGAAGAUCUUCAGAAUGGAGCAGGAGAUCUGUUCAGGAAAUUAGUCCAGAACAGAGUUUCUCUUUUAAACAUUCUUAGCUCAUAGGUAGUCCACAUCACUCUACUCCCUGUGAUUGGCAUGCGCCUUUUUGAGGAUGAGCCGAUCUAGAUACAGUUUUGCCAUAUGUAUAGAGUACAAAUGUACAGAAAUUAGAGAAACAAAGACCAAAGUUCUGAUC
This is a messenger RNA of Triticum aestivum (bread wheat), 5349 nucleotides long. Its product is annotated as pentatricopeptide repeat-containing protein At1g09900. The transcript is spliced from 5 exons. Bases 58 to 2070 code for a protein of 670 amino acids. Gene Ontology annotation, molecular function: mRNA binding; protein binding. The record is from RefSeq and is a predicted model, not a curated record. NCBI's taxonomy places the organism in Eukaryota, Viridiplantae, Streptophyta, Magnoliopsida, Poales, Poaceae.